CUACCCUGCUACAAAUCUUUAAAUUAUGGUGCUAGGAUUGAACGGUGUAAUAAUUUCUUUAAAAAGAAGCUAACACAUUUAACAUAUUAAUCUCUCUAUAAACCCCUAGGCUUAGCUUGGUUUCAAGCUAAAAAUGUGUAGUUCAAGGCAUGAGACUGCUCGGUUUAGUAGUUAGUUCCACAGGGCCUCUGGAUGGUAAGAUAAAGAAAAGGUGUUUCCUUUUUUCCUUCUACUUUCCCUCCAGGAACACACCUUCUGUGUGCUGUACCUAACAAACAAAUUUCCUAAUUUCGUAAGGGCAUUUGGAGGGAAAGUAUGAUGAUAUUUACAUGCUUCUGCAAAGCCGACUUCCAGCCACAAAAGAUUAAAGAAAAAAGCUAGGAUUUUGCAAUACACUGAUUGGAGGAAAAGCCAAGACAUUGAGAGUUAGCAAUAAAAACAGCAACAACAAAAUCCCAAAGGGUUUGGAAUUCCUUUAGUUUCUAUUUGGCAUAAGAAUCAUAUGAUUUAUUUGUUCUGCCCUUCCUUAUCGACUGCACUCAAAUGAUAGUUUUAUUUCAUUCUUGCAGUCAAGUGACUGAUUCUAUUGUUGCUCAAAGCAGAGAGGUGCACAAGAGAGCCUUACAUAUGUAGAAUAAUAGAAUGAACCUUUUUGUAUUGUGUUUUUGGAUGAGGGGUAGUGUCUGCUUUAAAAAAACAAACAAACAAAAAAAAAACCCAGAAUAAAUGCUGUCUUUUCAGCUGUGAAAUUUAGUGAUUUUGCAAAAUGGACUAAGACGGGUGCUUUGCUUUUAACUACUGGUCUACCUGGCAAAGGGGUUUCUCUGAAAUCCUCCUUAUAAAAAUAGAACUGAGAUAACUUGCAAUAAAAUAUCUUUUACUUUUUAUGAUAUUUAAAAGCAGAUGCAAUGUUAUUUGUUGCCAUUUGUGCAAAUGAUCAAUCGUGUUUCUAGACCAAAUUUCUUCCAGCCGAGGCUCCGGCUAAAUCACUGGGCUUUGUACAAAGCCCUGCUCAAAAAAGUGUUUGGCAUGAUGAAGCCACGAGGCAGUUGUAUAGCUGAAGGCUCUUUAUGAUAAGCAUUUCAGACUUUAGUUUUGGUAGUACAACUCUUGUAACCAUUCAAAUGCUGCUUUGCUGUCAUUUCAACUCUUAAAAGAAGGGAAUGGGGGAGGGGCAAGAGCGUCUUUUAAGUAAACAAAGAUCCCAAAUCCAUGAAACCUAGGAUUUAUCAUGGUAUGUACAUUAUGAAAUUCCAUAUAUUGUAAACUGUGUAGCAUGUCAAGAUUUCAAAUUAGCAGGUCCUACUGUACUCUUCAAUGCACAUACGGUUUUUAUAUGCAUAUUAAUAAAGGCCCAUCUGUGGGAGAAGAAAAAAGGCUCCCUUUCAAAUGAAAUCAAGCCCAGGUAAAGCUGAAACCCAACCCACAGAGUACUGGCACCGUUUUCAGGCCAUAAGAAGACAAGGGUUUCAAUUUCAUCAUCUUGUAAUGCUGAUAAAUGGGAUGCUGUGACUGGCAAAAUUUGCAGAUUACAUAGGUCUUUCUAAACGUGUGUAAAUAUGCAAAUAUGUAUUCCAAUUUAUGUGCAAUUCCAAACAAUUUGCUGUUUGAAAUUAAAGACCAACAACUCUUCUGUGAGACAAUAAUUCGGGUCAUUUACAUGAAAAGUCUUAAACAGCAAAAAUGCUACUUGCAAUUUACAUCAUACAGUGCUCCCAUCACAGAGAACAAUGGCUUCCUCAAUGGAAGUUAACGCAGUAGAAAGGUAUACUCAGAUUUUUUUUUUAACUUUUCAGCACACUUUGCAAAUACUAACCAAUGAAUCAAAUUAUCACUGCUACUUGAGUGUUAUUUUUGUGUCUUCAGAUUCCUAUCAAACAGGAGUGAACCUUUUUAACAGGUUAUGGUGACAUUUUUUCAGAUUCUUCCAUUUUGUCCUAUUUCCACUGUCAGCACAAUUAGCUUGACUUGGGGGUUUCUGUCUGGUUUUGAAAACCUUUCAAUGGAGUGCACGUCUGUUAACAAUAAAGGAACGAGGACACGCGGCUGGGAAAACAGCAUACCUCAUCUGGAAUGGAAAUCUAUCGUCUCUCGCCCUUGCACGGGUCACGAUUAUACACCUUCGUGACCUUUACCGGGCUUACAUAUGUAUCUUUUUGUGUUCCGUAGGCUAUGACCACCUGCUGUAUGUACAAUAUGUGCUUGUUACAUUUGUACACCAUCUCCCUUCUAGAAUUUAAAGACCUAGCUAUUACAUCUUGUUUACUCAAUAUCAUUCCCCCAUUAAGGAAAAAAAAAACCUACAUGAACUGAACAUGCCAUGUUUCAAUCUGGCCCCAGUGGCUUUUUCUCUGAAAGCAAACGUGUGUCUUUUACACCAGGGCUUUCUCCCCACCCCAGGGGGUGUCUUCCAUUCUUUGUGGCUCAGUUGAAGGCGAAAAGGGCUCCAAACCACUAACUAACCAGAGGAGAGCCCCUUCUUCCACCUCCAGGGAGAAUUUCAGAUUUAAUUUGUCCGAAGAUAGCGUGCUCUCUUCUUACUUAUUUGCCACCAUUACAAGGAGAACAAAACACCACCUUGGCUUCAAGAUCCUGGGUAGAGGCUCACGGUCUUUUCAACCAUCUUUGGCGAGGCCUUGCUUCCUUCCACUCGAGGUAUGUUCUGUCUUGUGCUUUUUCUUUUAGAAGCUACUAAAGGGUGUUGGGGAUGCUUCUGACUAUUAUGAAGGCCAAAAGGCCUGUUGACUGGGGCUGCUUUUAACCCUUUCCUAUUUGCUGAGAAUGCAGCCGUGUGACAGUAACUGAACAUUGGUCUAAAGUCUUUCCAAAAGGUCAAGGUUCACAAGGCACUUCAAGUAAGUGCAGCAGUUUUUAUCUGGCCAAUCUGCUGUGACCCAGUCAAGCCACCACCCAUGUCUGGGCUGGGAAGGUGGGGAAAGAGGCUGCUGCACAUGCUUGGGAUGUCUUCAGCCAUAUGCAUCUGUCCAUCUGUUCAUCCACCCAUCCGUCUGUCCAUCCGCCCACUCAUCUAUCUGUUUAUCAAGAACAUCUGCUCAAAUUCAUGACCAUGGGGGAUAUGAAGACCCCAGACUUUGAUGACCUCCUGGCAGCAUUUGACAUCCCAGAUAUGGUCGAUCCUAAAGCAGCUAUUGAGUCUGGACACGAUGACCAUGAAAGCCACAUGAAGCAGAAUGCUCACGGAGAGGACGACUCCCACGCACCAUCAUCUUCCGACGUGGGUGUCAGCGUUAUCGUCAAGAAUGUUCGGAACAUCGACUCCUCUGAGGGCGGGGAGAAAGACGGCCACAACCCCACUGGCAAUGGCUUACAUAAUGGGUUUCUCACAGCGUCCUCCCUUGACAGUUACAGUAAAGAUGGAGCAAAGUCCUUGAAAGGAGACGUGCCUGCCUCUGAGGUGACCCUGAAAGACUCGACGUUCAGCCAGUUUAGCCCGAUCUCCAGUGCUGAAGAGUUUGAUGACGACGAGAAGAUCGAGGUGGAUGACCCCCCUGACAAGGAGGACGUGCGAUCAAGCUUCAGGUCGAACGUGUUGACGGGGUCAGCUCCGCAGCAGGACUACGAUAAGCUGAAGGCACUCGGAGGGGAAAACUCCAGCAAAACUGGACUCUCUACGUCAGGCAAUAUGGAGAAAAACAAAGUUGUUAAGAGAGAAACAGAAGCCAAUUCUAUAAACCUGAGUGUUUAUGAACCUUUUAAAGUCAGAAAAGCAGAAGAUAAAUUGAAGGAAAGCUCUGACAAGGUGCUGGAAAACAGAGUCCUAGAUGGGAAGCCAAGCUCCGAGAAGAAUGACACCGGCCUCCCCAGCAUUGCACCAUCAAAGACAAAGUCAUCCUCCAAGCUCUCGUCCUGCAUUGCUGCCAUCGCGGCUCUCAGUGCUAAAAAGGCAGCUUCAGACUCCUGCAAAGAACCAGUGGCCAAUUCGAGGGAAUCCUCCCCGUUACCAAAAGAAGUUAAUGACAGUCCGAGAGCCGCUGACAAGUCUCCUGAAUCCCAGAAUCUCAUCGACGGGACCAAAAAACCAUCCCUAAAGCAACCGGAUAGUCCCAGAAGCAUCUCAAGUGAGAACAGCAGCAAGGGAUCCCCGUCCUCUCCCGCAGGGUCCACACCAGCAAUCCCCAAAGUCCGCAUAAAAACCAUUAAGACAUCUUCUGGGGAAAUCAAGAGAACAGUGACCAGAGUAUUGCCAGAAGUGGAUCUUGACUCUGGAAAGAAACCUUCCGAGCAGACAGCGUCCAUGAUGGCCUCUGUGACAUCCCUUCUGUCGUCUCCAGCAUCAGCCGCCGUCCUUUCCUCUCCCCCCAGGGCGCCUCUCCAGUCCGCGGUCGUGACCAAUGCAGUUUCCCCUGCAGAGCUCACCCCCAAACAGGUCACAAUCAAGCCUGUGGCUACUGCUUUCCUCCCAGUGUCUGCUGUGAAGACGGCAGGAUCCCAAGUCAUUAAUUUGAAGCUCGCUAACAACACCACGGUGAAAGCCACGGUCAUAUCUGCUGCCUCUGUCCAGAGCGCCAGCAGCGCCAUCAUUAAAGCCGCCAACGCCAUCCAGCAGCAAACUGUCGUGGUGCCGGCAUCCAGCCUGGCCAAUGCCAAACUCGUGCCAAAGACUGUGCACCUUGCCAACCUUAACCUUUUGCCUCAGGGUGCCCAGGCCACCUCUGAACUCCGCCAAGUGCUAACCAAACCUCAGCAACAAAUAAAGCAGGCAAUAAUCAAUGCAGCAGCCUCGCAACCCCCCAAAAAGGUGUCUCGAGUCCAGGUGGUGUCGUCCUUGCAGAGUUCUGUGGUGGAAGCUUUCAACAAGGUGCUGAGCAGUGUCAAUCCAGUCCCUGUUUACAUCCCAAACCUCAGUCCUCCCGCCAAUGCAGGGAUCACGUUACCGACGCGUGGGUACAAGUGCUUGGAGUGUGGGGACUCCUUUGCACUUGAAAAGAGUCUGACCCAGCACUACGACAGACGGAGCGUGCGCAUCGAAGUAACGUGCAACCAUUGUACAAAGAACCUCGUUUUUUACAACAAAUGCAGCCUCCUUUCCCAUGCCCGUGGGCAUAAGGAGAAAGGGGUGGUAAUGCAAUGCUCCCACUUAAUUUUAAAGCCAGUCCCAGCAGAUCAAAUGAUAGUUUCUCCGUCAAGCAAUACUUCCACUUCAACUUCCACUCUUCAGAGCCCUGUGGGAGCUGGCACACACACUGUCACAAAAAUUCAGUCUGGCAUAACCGGGACAGUCAUAUCGGCUCCUUCAAGCACUCCCAUCACCCCAGCCAUGCCCCUAGAUGAAGACCCCUCCAAACUGUGUAGACAUAGUCUAAAAUGUUUGGAGUGUAAUGAAGUCUUCCAGGAUGAGACAUCACUGGCUACACAUUUCCAGCAGGCUGCAGAUACGAGUGGACAAAAGACUUGCACUAUCUGCCAGAUGCUGCUUCCUAACCAGUGCAGUUAUGCAUCACACCAGAGAAUCCAUCAGCACAAAUCUCCCUACACCUGCCCUGAGUGUGGGGCCAUCUGCAGGUCGGUGCACUUCCAGACCCACGUCACCAAGAACUGUCUGCACUACACGAGGAGAGUUGGUUUUCGAUGUGUGCAUUGCAAUGUUGUGUACUCUGAUGUGGCUGCUCUGAAGUCUCACAUUCAAGGUUCUCACUGUGAAGUCUUCUACAAGUGUCCUAUUUGUCCAAUGGCGUUUAAGUCUGCCCCAAGCACACAUUCCCACGCCUACACACAGCAUCCUGGCAUCAAGAUAGGAGAACCAAAAAUAAUAUAUAAGUGUUCCAUGUGCGACACUGUGUUCACCCUGCAAACCUUGCUGUAUCGCCACUUUGACCAACACAUUGAAAACCAGAAGGUGUCUGUUUUCAAGUGUCCAGACUGUUCUCUUUUAUAUGCACAGAAGCAACUUAUGAUGGACCAUAUCAAGUCUAUGCAUGGAACAUUGAAAAGUAUUGAAGGGCCUCCAAACUUGGGUAUAAACUUGCCUUUGAGCAUUAAGCCUACAACUCAAAAUUCAGCAAAUCAGAACAAAGAGGACACCAAAUCCAUGAAUGGGAAAGAGAAAUUGGAAAAGAAAUCUCCAUCUCCUGUGAAAAAAUCAAUGGAAACCAAGAAAGUGGCCAGUCCUGGGUGGACGUGUUGGGAGUGUGACCGCCUGUUCAUGCAGAGAGAUGUGUACAUAUCCCACGUGAGGAAGGAGCACGGGAAGCAAAUGAAGAAACACCCCUGCCGCCAGUGUGACAAGUCUUUCAGCUCGUCCCACAGCCUGUGCCGGCACAACCGGAUCAAGCACAAAGGCAUCAGGAAAGUGUACGCCUGCUCGCACUGCCCAGACUCCAGACGUACCUUUACCAAACGUUUGAUGCUGGAGAAGCACGUUCAGCUGAUGCAUGGCAUCAAGGACCCUGACCUGAAAGAAAUGACAGAUGCCACCAAUGAGGAGGAAACAGAAAUAAAAGAAGACACCAAGGUCCCCAGUCCCAAACGGAAGUUGGAAGAACCAGUUCUGGAGUUCAGGCCUCCCCGAGGAGCAAUCACUCAACCACUGAAAAAGCUGAAAAUCAAUGUUUUUAAGGUUCACAAGUGUGCCGUGUGUGGCUUCACCACCGAAAACCUGCUGCAGUUCCACGAACACAUCCCUCAGCACAAAUCGGAUGGUUCUUCCUACCAGUGCCGGGAGUGUGGCCUCUGCUACACGUCUCACGUCUCUCUGUCCAGGCAUCUCUUCAUCGUACACAAGUUAAAGGAACCUCAGCCAGUGUCCAAGCAAAAUGGGGCUGGGGAAGAUAACCAACAGGAGAACAAACCCAGCCACGAGGAUGAAUCCCCUGAUGGCGCCGUGUCAGACAGAAAGUGCAAAGUGUGCGCAAAAACUUUUGAAACUGAAGCUGCCUUAAAUACUCACAUGCGGACACACGGCAUGGCCUUCAUCAAAUCCAAAAGGAUGAGCUCAGCCGAGAAAUAGCCACAGAUGCUCCAUGAGGAAAAUCCCUGUCCACAUUGGAAUAAAAAAGACAUUUUUGUUACAAAAAGUUUGCAGUAUAAUAGAGUUAACAGUACUGUCUAGGCUGUUGCAAUAUAUUCUCUUUCAACGUACCUUCCUUCACCUCGUCGUAUAUAUCCUCGAUAAGUAUUAAAACAGUAUUUGAGUUUAAAAGAGUUUGUAUAUAUUUAAAUGAAUAACUUUUUAUACUCUUUGUUACAUGUUUGUAUCAGUAUUUAGUGGAAAACCAUUUGAGUUGUUUUGGGUUAGAAUUUUUCUUUUUGUACUGUUUCUUUAAAACAGAGUUCUUAGUAACAACAGGGGCAGUUCCUGAAUUCAAAUAAACCAUUUUGUAUGUUUGGAUUUUGAAUGGGUUAACUAAUUACAGGCUAAAAUAAUGCCUUUUUUAGUGUUUUUAAUUUUUAGAAUUCACUACAUAAAUUGUAAGUAAUUGUGGGUCUCAAAAACACUAGGAACUUUUAAGUGUCUUAGCACUUCCUCGAUGUGCCUGCCCUGAGGGAGUGAGUUCACAUUUGAGACAACUGCACUCCAGUGUGGGCGUGCCUUUGUCUUCAGGCCACGCUGAAGGGUGUUUAAAGCAGUCUUGCAGGUCGCUCCUUUUGCAGCCGUGGAUAAAAACUGAAGCCAGGAAUCUAAUAAGGAAUGCUGAUUUCCUCAGUUCCAUUUUGAGGAAUGGGGAAGGCUAUUCUAAAGAAAAAAAUGGGACUUGUUUUCUCGGCAGAUCUGCAAGGCUGGCUUUAAGAGCACAAGGAGGGAAAGUAACGAAAGGGCUGGACUACUAUAAAAGUUACAAAUACGUAGUUAGACCAAUAGAUUUAUAUAGUCAGGUUUUUGUCAUGUAAUUUAUUAACUAUUACAGAAACACAACUAAGAAUAUCAAGUAUUUCUCUGGCUCUUGACAGAAAAAAAAAAUCAGUUGACUUAACCCUUUGCUGUCAAAAGAGUUGGCGUUUCCUGUUCUGGGUGCUACUGCCAAACGUUCUGGUACUUAGAGUCGGGAUGCACAACUUCAACCACCGACUUAUCAAUGCAGCCGCCUGUGUAUUGCAAUUGGCCGUUACCUUAAGCACUGAGCCACCUGGGUUUAGUUCAGCCAUUUCAAGAAGUAUAUUUAACGUCGGUAGUUCUGCUUUAUUAAAAUGCAGCAGAGGUACUCUUCUGUCCCUUCCGUUUAUAGUUCUCUGAGAGAGUUCUAUUUUUUGGUUUUGUUUUGUGUUUUCUUUUGCAUUUUAUAUCUUGUAUUUAUCCCCUGAACAUGUUUUGUACUUUUUUUUUUUUUAAGAAAAGGAAUUCUUUUGUGUAUAUAUAGAUACUUGCAUGAUAUACUGUAGUCAACGUUCGGUUCCUCAAAAGGUCUUGCUGCUGUCAGGUGUUAUGCACUCCAUCCAUCAUAACUGUAUGAAACACAUUUCAUAUGUAAAUAAACGUGGGACAUUUGGCCCUUGUG
Pongo pygmaeus (Bornean orangutan) is the source of this 8453-nucleotide messenger RNA. It is a transcript of the gene ZNF532, whose product is annotated as zinc finger protein 532. NCBI's taxonomy places the organism in Eukaryota, Metazoa, Chordata, Mammalia, Primates, Hominidae. The transcript has 12 exons. Bases 2975 to 6967 code for a protein of 1330 amino acids. The record is from RefSeq and is a predicted model, not a curated record.